AUGGUAGAUUACGCGUCGGACUCGGGCAUAAACCAGUCGACGGAAUCCAUGGCUGCCGAUUCGAUUGAGAUGCCUACGGUUACUGCGAGGGGUUCCUGUGCAAUUUGUAUGGAGGGAUUCCGAUCGGGCAAGCAAGUCCAGUGUGGACACGUGUUCCAUGCAGAUUGUAUCACAAGGUAUGGUCCGACGGAGCAGGAAAUAUACGAGCAGAAACGAAAGUUGAAUGGCGGGGAAGAGUCGAAAAUUGAGUUGAGCUGGGACUGGAAGGAGGAGGAGACAGAAAGCUGGAGGAAGAAGGAUAGGAUUCCGAUAAAUGAAGCCUUUGACCUUGAUCUAGCCUUAACAAUGGUAGAUUACGGAUCGGACUCGGGCAUAAACCAGUCUUUAGAACCCAUGGCUGCCCACCCGAUNGUAGUUGAGAAUGAAUUUGAUUAUUUCGAGGAUAUAGGAAUGUAUGAUAAUAUCAAACUUUCUGUCCAUGAAACCGGAUGUCAAGUUCUCUCACAUAAUGUGAGUCCUGUGAUCUUCUAUAUCAUCGAUGAAACGGUAAGAAGAAGCUCCUAUGUUAAGGGGAGUAGCAACAAUUACAACAAAGAGCUAGCCAUAUUGGAAGGCGGCAAUUUUCGUUGGACUGGCUACGAGAAGAAAGAAGAUGAAUAUGACAAGAAGAAGGACCCGUCGCUGUCAUCCGCUUCUGUUGGUCGAAAGCAAAACCAGCAAGACAAGUUAAGAGGAGAAGAGAAUGUUGAAGACAAGUUACAAGCAUUUUCUGUUGAUGAAUCUUCUAGGCUCUUCUUGAUUGUUCCAACUUGCAACCUUCAGCUUGUGACCAAGUGUAAUCUUGAAUUUCAAUAG
Messenger RNA from Fraxinus pennsylvanica, 855 nucleotides. Lineage: Eukaryota; Viridiplantae; Streptophyta; Magnoliopsida; Lamiales; Oleaceae. The record is from the annotation of a GenBank genome assembly.